Molecule: messenger RNA, 2686 nt
Organism: Choloepus didactylus (southern two-toed sloth)
Lineage: Eukaryota; Metazoa; Chordata; Mammalia; Pilosa; Megalonychidae
Product: cytochrome P450 4F3-like
Exons: 13
Coding region: 163-1758 (531 amino acids)
Molecular function (GO): heme binding; iron ion binding; monooxygenase activity
Source: RefSeq, a predicted model, not a curated record
CAUUUGAUCAAUCCCUUUUGUUUUCUCCUGCUUCUCCCCAGAGCAACCCGGCUUGGCCUGUCCCCUUUCACCUAUUGCCUUGGUUACAGAACCCUGAUCCCACCCAGGCUCUUUUCUGGACGGACCUGUGGAAGCUCACCCUCUGUCCCAGCUUUCCUGAGGAUGCCGCUGCUGAGCCUGUCCUGGCUGGGACUCGGGCCCGUGGCCCCCUCCCUGUGGCUGCUCCUGCUGCUGGUUGGGGUCUCCUGGCUCCUGGCCCGCACCCUGGCCUGGGCCUACACCUUCUAUGACACAUGCUGCCGCCUCCGUUGCUUCCCACAGCCCCCAAAACGGAACUGGUUCUUUGGUCACGUGGGCCUGGCCAAGCCCGGUGAAGAGAGCUUGCGGCUUUUGGAGGACCUGGGCCAUUACUUCUGUGACGUCCACCUCUGGUGGAUUGGACCCUUCUUCCCCAUCCUGCGUCUAGUCCACCCUAAAUUCGUUGCCUCCCUGCUCCAGGCCCCAGCCACUGUCGCACCCAAGGAUGUGGUUUUCUAUGGCUUCCUGAAGCCCUGGUUGGGGGAUGGGCUCCUCCUGAGUGCUGGUGACAAGUGGAACCGCCACCGCCGCAUGCUGACACCUGCCUUCCACUUCAACAUCCUGAAGCCCUAUAUGAGGAUUUUCAACGAGAGUGCGAACAUCAUGCACGCCAAGUGGCAGCGCCUGGCCUCAGAGGGCAGUGCCCGCCUGGACAUGUUUGAGCACAUCAGCCUCAUGACCCUGGACAGUCUGCAGAAAUGUGUCUUCAGCUUUGACAGCCACUGCCAGGAGAAGCCCAGCGAGUAUAUUGCAGCCAUCCUGGAGCUCAGUGCCCUCGUGGUGAAACGGCAACAGCAGAUCCUCCUACACACAGACUUCCUGUACCAUCUCACUCCUGAUGGGCGGCGCUUUCGCAGGGCAUGCCGGCUGGUGCAUGACUUCACAGAUGCUGUCAUCCAGGAGAGGCGCCGCACCCUCCCUGAUCAGGGUGCUGAUGACUUUCUCAUGGACAAGGCCAGGACCAAGACUUUGGACUUCAUCGAUGUGCUCCUGCUGGCCAAGGAUGAAGAUGGCAAGCUACUGUCAGAUGAGGACAUCCGAGCGGAGGCUGACACCUUCAUGUUUAGGGGCCAUGACACCACAGCCAGUGGCCUCUCCUGGAUCCUGUAUAACCUUGCAAAGCACCCAGAAUACCAGGAGCGCUGCCGGCAGGAGGUGCUAGAGCUCCUGAGGGACCGCCAGUCAGAGGAGAUUGAAUGGGAUGACCUGGCCCAUUUGCCCUUCCUGACCAUGUGUAUCAAGGAGAGCCUGCGGUUACAUCCACCAGUCACUGGCAUCUCCCGUUGCUGUACCCAGGACGUCAUGCUCCCAGAUGGCCGGGUUAUCCCCAAAGGGAACGUGUGUCUCAUCAGCAUCUUCGGGAUUCAUCAUAACCCGUCAGUCUGGCCCGACCCUGAGGUGUAUGAUCCCUUCCGCUUUGACCCAGAAAAUCCCCAGAACAGGUCACCUCUGGCGUUUAUUCCUUUCUCUGCAGGACCCAGGAACUGCAUCGGGCAGACGUUCGCCAUGACCGAGAUGAAGGUGGUCCUGGCGCUCACGCUGCUGCACUUUCGCGUCCUCCUGGACGAGAUACAGCCUCGGAGGAAGCCGGAGCUGAUCCUGCGCUCAGAGGAGGGACUUUGGCUGAGGGUGGAGCCUCUGAGCGCUGGUCUGCAGGGAUCCACCGCCACACGGCCUUAGAGCCAUCCCUAACCCCACCCAUCUAUCUUGGCAGAUUCCCAGGAUAAAACUUUACUGACACAUCUAUCCGAACCUCAUUGGGAUUCAGCAGGGGGCACUUGGAGACUCUGGGAAUCCAGGGGGGAAUGGUGGCUAUUGGGACGUGGGGCUGCUGUCUCAGAGCCUAAGAUGCUGGCUACUUUGCAGACUGACAGCAGGGAUCCCCACACAGAUGGUGGGUUCUCCUAGAGCCCAAUCAGACAUUAUUCUGUAGGCCAUAGGGAGUCAUGGAAGGUGUUUGAGCAGGAGAGGAACCAGGGUUAAAGACACACUUAAUGAGCAAGCUUGAGGUUCCCAGUCCAGAAAGAGGAGAUCCCAGGGUGGUGGAUCUCUUCCCCUGGGCCUUGGGUGCCCCUAGACAAAGACCCCUGGGAUCCCUGGACAAAGCAGGAGAAGAGCUGGAGCCCACAGCCUGACAGCCUGUCCAGGACAUGUAAUUCCCUCCCUGCUGUUUCCAACAGCUCCACCCAUGUGUCUGCCCCUCCUAGUCGUUCCAUCAGUGAUCCCCUUCCCCUGCCUUCAGGGUGUCUCCUCCCUUUUGUCCUCUGGGCUCCCUGAUGCUGCCCAGAUACCAGCUGAGUCCCCACUCUGUGCUAGGCAUUCUCCAAGAUCACCAGGGGGUCACUUUGUUGGACUCCUGAUAUUCAUAGCCAAACCACUGGAAACAACAAUAAACCCCAAGAGCAUGAGCUGUGGAGUCAGAUUGCUUGGCUCUGCUGUGUGAUCUAGGCAAGUUAAUUCUCCUCUCUGUGCUUCAGUUUCCUUAUUUCUAAAAUGAGACCAGCAACAGCACCUGGGUUGUCCCAAUGACUAAAUGUGAAUAACUUAAAGCUGUUCCUUGUGCCAGCAAAUACUAAAUAAAUGUGACUAUUCUUUUGUCUCUCAGAAA